AUGCGAGAGCUCUGCCGGCGGCUGCCCAAGGCGGAGCUGCACUGCCACCUGAGUGGCUGCGCGCGACUCACCACGAUCGCGGAGCUCGCGCCGGCCGGCGUGGACACCUCCGCGCUCCUCGUCGGCAGCGACGACGACCGGUCGCUCGACGCGUGCUUUGCCAUCUUUGCCGCCAUCCACAAGACGGUGACCUCGCUCGCCGCCGUCGAACGGAUCGCAUGGGAGGUCCUUUCCGACUUUGCUGCGGACAACGUGAAGUACCUCGAGCUGCGAACGACGCCACGCGUGCUCGACGACGCAGACCUCGAGGGCUACGUCCGCGCGCUGCUGGGCGUGUGCGCGCGCUUCGACACGCACCAGCAGGGGCACCCCGAGCUGGCUGUGUGGCCGAUGACGACGCGGCUGCUUCUCUCGAUCGAUCGCACCGGUGGCCUCGACAAGGCGAUGGAGACGGUCGAGCUCGCCGCGCGCUUGCGCGCCGAGCCCCCCUCCGGCGCCGACAAGUACAUCGUUGGCCUCGACUUUAGCGGCAACCCGACGCGCGGCACGUUUGCCGACUACGUGCCUGCGUUCGAGGCCGCGCGCGAGGCGGGCCUCAAGGUCGCGGCCCACGCGGCGGAAGUGGACCACCCCGCCGACAACGCGAGCAUCCUCCGCUUCCGGCCGGAGCGGCUCGGCCACGCGCUGCUGCUCUCCGCCUCGGACGUGGCCUCGCUCCGCGCGUCUCCGAUCCCAAUCGAGCUGUGCCCCACGUCGAACCUGAAGACGCUCAAGCUGCGGUCGAUGCGCGACCACCCGACGAUGGGCGUGUGGCUCGCCGAAGGGUACCCCGUCUCCAUCUCCACCGACGACUCCUCGGUUUUCGGCACGAGCAGCUCCAAGGAGCUCGCCCUCGUCGCGGAGGCGCUCGGCCUCGCGGCGCACCAAGUCGUGCAGCUCGCCCUCGCGCCGCUGCAGCACACCUUUGACGCGUCGACGCAAGGCGUGGAGCCUUUGCGUCGCGCCUUUGAGAGGGAGAGCGCAAAGCUGCUCGCCGAGCAACGAGCACGUGGGCUAUGA
Messenger RNA from Emiliania huxleyi CCMP1516, 1059 nucleotides. RefSeq lists its product as hypothetical. Gene Ontology annotation, molecular function: adenosine deaminase activity. The record is from RefSeq and is a predicted model, not a curated record. NCBI's taxonomy places the organism in Eukaryota, Haptophyta, Isochrysidales, Noelaerhabdaceae. Gene Ontology annotation, biological process: inosine biosynthetic process; adenosine catabolic process. The transcript has a single exon. Bases 1 to 1059 code for a protein of 352 amino acids.